This is a messenger RNA of Pelagomonas calceolata, 1585 nucleotides long. Lineage: Eukaryota; Pelagophyceae; Pelagomonadales; Pelagomonadaceae. The record is from the annotation of a GenBank genome assembly.
CCUUCGCGCUCCGCAAGACGGAUAAAAACGACACCGAGAUUGGCAGCCGUGCCAGCGGCGGCACCGAUAGCAGUCGUCAAGAGCGCGGCCCAAGUAGUUGUGAGGCUGCCCGCGCAAGACACGCAUCACAAUACGCGUUGCCAGCAUGGCGGCGGCGGCCUCUGAUGACGUCGCACUCGCCGUAGACGCGCCGCGGCAGUGCGUGACGCCGGCGGCGGCCGCACCACAACCAGAGGCUGCUUUUGACAACAGCUUCUUCACGGCCGGCUGCGAGAAGGUGAGGGAGCGAAACGCGCACAAGUCGACCUUCGGGCUGCGCCAGUUGAUGUACGCGCCCGACGACCGCCACGACGUCGCUGUAUUAAAUAUUGCGGACCUCGAGCGCCUCGACGAGCGGCGGGAUAGAAUAAGACACCGCGGCAUCGAGCGGCGCUGCACCUGGUGGUGCACGCUGCAGGGCACGGUCGUGACGGACGUGCUGCGGUCGCCCUUCUUCUUCGCGUCCUUCGGCGUCUACGCCGCGACGCUGUGGGUCUUCGACAAGCCGGAGAAGGAGCACAACGGUUUAUAUGCCACGGUGCUGACGGUGCUCGGCGCGUUCCUCUCGUUCGCGUCGAUCUUCCUCAACAGCGAAACAUAUCAAAGAUUUCGAGCAUCUUAUCUCGCGUCGGUGAAAUGCCAGGGGUGCAUAUUCAACGCGACGACCUGCGCCCGGGCGUCGAUGCGAGACGUCGCCGCGCGGACCGUGUCGCGGUUUAUAUGCGGCGCGUACAUUAUGGCGUUCGCCGGGUUGAGGGACUCGCACUACGACGCCGACGAGGUGCUCCACCCCUUCCUGCAGAAGUACGGCUUGCUCACGGAGGAGGAGUGGGAGGCGCUGCGGAAGCGGGGAGGCUUCGCGGGCACGGGCGAUAGGUACCGGGAGCUCAUCUCCUGGACUUUGAAAGUAGUAAACGAGGAGCGCGACGCGGGCCGGUGCCACGGGAACGACGCGUGGCGGUUGUGUUCUGAUAUAUUGAUGCUGCGGGGCAAGCUGGCCGUCGGUUAUGAUUUGUUGGGGCAGCCUGUGCCGUUCGUGUACGUGCACCUCGUGCGUCUGCUUACGAUCUGCUACCUACCCGUCUUCGCGUUCGUCCUGGCCCGCCUCGGCUCGCGCACGCCUGUGUGGAAAUCAAAAACUUUACGGCGCGUUCGUCCUGAAUCGCCGCGUCGACCUCCACGCCAACGAUGCAUGCACCCGUCGCACUGGUUGAUUUCCACACAGGCGCACGCCCGAGGCGAUCGGCCUGGCCUGCGUCGCCAUCGUCAUCGCAUGCCUGUUCUUCUUGGGCAUCAACACGGUCUCCACCAAACUGGCGGACCCGUACGGGCACGACCUGGACGAUUUGCGCAUCCUGUCGCAUUGCAAGCUGAUGCCCGGUCCUUCCACGGCGUCCAUGACAGAUUCCAUGACGUCGCCGCCGCGAGUACUCUGCACCACGCGCACGCCAUCGACGCGCGACUCCCGCGCAGGCGCGUGCAAGUCGAUCCUCACGGCCGAGCUCCCCGCCGGCACGCGCGCGAGCCUCCGGGUCGACCGCCGUGA